This is a messenger RNA of Papaver somniferum (opium poppy), 1121 nucleotides long. RefSeq names its product ubiquitin-activating enzyme E1 2-like. The transcript is spliced from 4 exons. Bases 1 to 816 code for a protein of 271 amino acids. Gene Ontology annotation, molecular function: ubiquitin activating enzyme activity. Lineage: Eukaryota; Viridiplantae; Streptophyta; Magnoliopsida; Ranunculales; Papaveraceae. The record is from RefSeq and is a predicted model, not a curated record. Gene Ontology annotation, cellular component: nucleus; cytoplasm. Gene Ontology annotation, biological process: DNA damage response; ubiquitin-dependent protein catabolic process; protein ubiquitination.
AUGAUGAAGAAGAAAGGAGCCAGACAAGGAACCCUACCAUGUUACCAUAUAUUACCAUCUUCAAUGUCGCGUUUGGCGAGUUUUUGGUUGCCUAAAACUUCCGCAAGGCGCCAAAGUCGCAAAAGGCGCUCGCUUAAGGGGCCAGCGCUGAAAGUAGUGCGCCUUUGCCUUUGGCGCCUAGGCUGGCGUAUUUACUGUGUUAGUAGACAACACCAAUUGUUGCAUAAGAAGCCGGGGAUUGAUUGUAUGAUUUCAUCAGCUACUGAGAAUACCAACAACAGUAGUGGUAAAAACGGGAAUAGUAGUAGUAAUCUUAAUUCUGGUAGCAGUGUAGAUAUUGUGGUGAAUAUUCUGGAUACACCAAUGGCGAUGGGUGAUGGAAGUUCAAAUAAUAUUGAUGAAGAUCUUCAUAUUCAGCAACUUGCUGUCUAUGGACGUGAGACGAUGCAAAGGCUGUUUGGUGCGAACGUGCUUUAUACUGGGAUGAACGGAUUUGGGGCAGAAAUUGCAAAGAAUCUUAUUCUCACUGGUGUCAAAUCCGUAACUCUUCAUGAUGAAGGGACAGUGGAGCUGUGGGACUGGUCUAGCAACUUUCUUUUCGCUGAGACAGAUGUGGGAAAGAAUAGGGCCCUUGCUUCUGUGCAAAAGCUGCAAGAGUUGAACAAUGCGGUAGCUGUUUCAACCUUAACAGAGAAACUGUCAAAGGAGCAGUUUUCCUACUACCAGGCUGUCGUAUAUUUACUAAUAUCGGUUUUGCGGCUGCGAGUGAGUAUGUUGAAUACUGUCAUAAUCUCAAGCCUGCGAUUUUGGUCCUGAAUUGACUGUUAUGUUGACGGGGAGGAACCACAUAAGGGAAUGAUUGCACUCAUCAGUAAUGACAAUCCUGCACUCGUAUCUUGCAUUGAUGAUGGAGACCUAGUUGCAUUCUCUGGGGAUCAUGGAACGAGUAGAGUAUUUGAGUUUUCUAUGAUCACUCGUGUGAAUCUUGGUUAAUGUAUUAUCUUACUCUUUGCAUUUGUUUUUCUGUAAUCUGUUUUUUAUAAGAGGAAAGAAAACGGAAAUUAGUGGAACUAUAUAAGGAAUCUCAUAAACCUAUCCAAAUUCUAUUUGCUGGUUGACAA